This is a messenger RNA of Aspergillus uvarum CBS 121591, 430 nucleotides long. RefSeq lists its product as uncharacterized. Gene Ontology annotation, cellular component: mitochondrial inner membrane. The transcript has 2 exons. The record is from RefSeq and is a predicted model, not a curated record. Bases 1 to 156 code for a protein of 51 amino acids. Lineage: Eukaryota; Fungi; Ascomycota; Eurotiomycetes; Eurotiales; Aspergillaceae.
AUGGCGUCAAGUCAUCCUAUCCAUGUUCAUCCCGCACGACCUCUGUAUCGCUUCACGGCUACGGCGUUGGGAGCUAGCAUGUGGUUUUUCUUAAUGUACAGAGCCAAGAAAGAUGGACCCGCCCUUUUAGGAUGGAAGCACCCUUGGGAUCAUUGAGAGCGCAAUGGUCGACUGUAUCAAACACUUCGCUGAGAGACAAUACAAACAUGAACCAAAGGGACAUGUCUUGAGAUAUACAGUCGAAGAGAUAAAUGGACCAGACAAGCGGGCUUGUGGCCUCGUCAAAUCUUAACUCUAGACUCGAGACAAGUUACAGGGUUAUGGAAGUUGCAAUAACUCUUUCUAUUCAUCAAUAUGGACCAUUGUCCAGAGAAAGCGAUCUAAUUUUGCAUUUCCUCGAGUAGCAUCUUAUAUCGACGGCGUUUCUUCG